Messenger RNA from Salpingoeca rosetta, 3191 nucleotides. RefSeq lists its product as uncharacterized. The record is from RefSeq and is a predicted model, not a curated record. Gene Ontology annotation, cellular component: cytosol. The transcript has 10 exons. Gene Ontology annotation, biological process: triglyceride catabolic process; cholesterol metabolic process. NCBI's taxonomy places the organism in Eukaryota, Choanoflagellata, Craspedida, Salpingoecidae. The coding region runs from base 95 to 3124 and encodes 1009 amino acids. Gene Ontology annotation, molecular function: triacylglycerol lipase activity; sterol ester esterase activity.
CUGAAUUCAGCAUACACAACUGAAUUCAGCAUACAUAACUGAAUUCAGUUUGUGCACGCAACGGAAAGCACAGCAAGCAGGGCAAGCAAGCAAGAUGAUGGAAGAGGAGGGAACAUCGAGUGUGCCCAGCGGCGAGACGUCUGGAGCAACGAUGACGACGACGACGACGACGACGACGACGACGACAGCCACAGCUCAGCAAGGCGAAGAAGUCGCGACAGCAUCGGGCAUGGAACAGGGACAGCAAUCAACGGCCACCACGAUGACACCAGCACAACAGGAAACACACACUCCGCCUGCACAGGAACAAGCGCAGGCGCCAUCAAGUUCCACCACGACGGGAACAGCAACCGCAACGAUGUCUCAAACGACGCCACCCACACAGGAAGACUCAGCAGGGGACACAUUAGGGGCCAUACCAAGGACAUCAGCAACGAGGCAACGGCACGCCACGGAGUGUAGCAGCGACAUGGAUGUGGAAGGCAUGACGGAGCAAGAGCACACGCUCACCAGCCGAUGGAACGCCACCUCCUUUGCAAAGGAGGGCCGUGCCAUCUCACUGGUGCUGGCAACCGUGCGCGACAACAUCGCCUCAUUCCAGCAACGCCCGCUGCGUACCAACAAGUUCCUCAAUGUCCUCAUUGUGGCGGAGCGCAACUUGCUUGCCGUGGAGCAGGAUGCCUUUGAAGUCGCCAAGUUUGCGCCCGCCUACGACAUCACCGAAAACUUCCCGUACAAUGGGUUCCGCAGUCAGCUAAAGGCCUUUUUCCGGUUGCUUCAGAAGUUUCACCACACACUGCUUGAAUGCCGCAAUGAGCGAGACAAUCUGUUCUUCAACGCCGACAGCAUCUACUCCAGCAUCGAGGACUACGGUGUCGCCAUGCUCGAGGCGUUCCGCAUCACGUUUGCGUCGAGUGUGCGGCUGCACUCGUUGCUGAAGGGAAAGCGCCUGUUCUGCCGCGCAACCGAUGAUCCCCUUGCGCAAGAGCUCGUGCGUGUGUCGCGAAGUGUCGACAUCAGCUGUUUCUACGGUCGCCGCGCUGGCUUCCACCUCCCGGACCAGAUUGCCACUGUCAUGCAGGUGAUUUUGGCGGCGAUGGCCGGCUUCCGGCACAACUUCCACAACACACAGCGCUCUCCAAACGCGUUCUUCCGCGGUCUCGCGUCUGCAGUCGCUGCUGUACGAUACGUCAUCACGCCCGACGACCAAGCACGCGACCUCGUGGCGCAGAUGCGUUCGCACUCCGUUUCGUUCGUGAAAUCGUUCUGGAAUUUGACGGAGAGCACGCUGGCGCGCAACAUGCCCAAAGUCACAGGCCCGUCACUGGCUAUCAACCACGUGUUUCCAAUUCAGGGGUACCCCAUCUUGCACAAUGGACCUGUGGGAACCAUCCCUGUCCUCCCGGAUGUUGUUUCCACCCUCGGCAACGACAUUCAUCAGCGUGCGCUUGCACAGCAGAGCAAAUACGUCACACCAGACACGCAUGCAACACAACAGGCGGACAGCACGCCAGCAGAACCCACAACCAGCACGACGGCGCCAACAACAGCAGCGUCAACCAAUCCAUCUGACACCAGCACCUCCAGCAGGAGUGGCGGUGCGCGUGUGUCGAGUGCAUACGCGGGGCUGGUGCUGAAGUACGCACACGACAUGGAGGGCAGCGGGAGCACAGCAGAGUUGCAGCGGCGGGCGGCAGCAAUUCGCACGGACGUGGACGCAAUGAAGGAAGAGGGGACCAUAUCUCCGCUCGAGCACGCGGCGCUGACUGCGGUGCUUGCACGCAAGUACGCGGGCGUGAAGCGGAGCAUUCACAAGGAGGCGGAGGCGGUGCGCGGUGGACUCGCUGGUGUUGGGCAGCUGGCACGCGAUGCUGAACCAAGCACGACCACACCAGCAGCAGCGACAACAACGACAGCAGCCGCAACGGCUUCGGCAGAAGGAAGGCCGGGAGCCGAUGGGGAAGGUGGUGGUGGUGAUGAUGGUGAUGGUGAUGGUGCUGUGUUUGAUGGCGAUGACAGAGCGCGUGCAAUGCAGAAGGAGAAGCAGGAGGAUGUGAGCAGCGCGGAGCAGGAACAGGGACACAACCACACCAGUGAUGGUGGUGAUGACGAUGAUGGCACUGCCACCACACCCACGCCGCCCGUCGAUGAGAAAGAGUAUCUUGCGACGUCGUUUGCCGUCAAGUUGAUCAGCGAUAUCUCGCUCGGUUCCCGCACUUCUGUCUCAGAUGACUUUGACACGCGAGCAGAGAGUCAGGCGCCAAACUUUGGAACGAUCCGCGCCCGUCUCCUCUCCGCCAAGCGGCGGGAAGGGCAGCAGCCGGCCGGCGUUGGGCGGAACGUUGCACCUGCAAGUGACACGCUCAUCUUCCAUCUGCACGGUGGUGGGUUCAUUGCCAACUCGAGUGCAUCGCACGAGGUGUAUCUUCGCGACUGGGCGGCGCACUUUGACUGCCCCAUCCUCAGCAUUGACUACGCUCUCUCUCCCGAGCACGCCUACCCAAGACCAGCGCAGGAGGCGUUCUUUGCGUAUGUGUGGGCGCUGGAGAAUGCGCAUGCGCUUGGAUGGACCGGCAAACACGUUUUGGUGACGGGCGAUUCAGCCGGUGGAAACUUGACUGUUUCCCUCACUCUCCGCUGCAUUUUGGAGGGCGUACGCCUCCCUAACGCAAUCAUGCCGUUUUACCCGGCGCUAAAUGUCAACUUGGCGCUGUCCUCGUCACGCAUGUUGUCUAGUCUGGACACGCUGCUGAACCAAGGCGUGCUUGAGACCUGCCUAGCAGCCUAUGCUGGGCAGAAGGUGUCCACGCUUGACAAGGUGGAGAUCACGGACAUGCUCAUGUCGCCAUACCAUGCCCCGGACCACAUUCUUCAGCAGCUGCCGUUCACCGUCAUUGUUGGGCUGGAGAACGAUCCUCUCCUCGAUGAUGCGCUUGCAUUCGCCCUCCGCCUCAGAGAGCUUGGCGUUGGGCACGAGCUGUUUGUGUACGAGUCCGUACCACACGGCUUUCUCAACUUCAAGGACGCCUCUCGCGCAACACAUGUCGUCUUCAAGAAAACGCUCAAGAUCAUGGAGCGUUUGCUGCAACACACGGACACACGCACGCCGCCCUCGUCAUCAUAGUCGAUGCGCCCACACACAGACACACACACACACACACACACACACACACAGACGCGCGCACACACAC